AUGCGAGAUGAAACAACUAUGCGAGAUGGGCCAACUAUGCGAGACGGGCCAACUAUGCGAGACGGGCCAACCAGGGCAAACGCCUCAAGUGGGGUAAGCACCCCAACCGGGACGGACGAGGGCCCGCCCAUGGAGCAACACACGUACGAUGUCGUCAUCGUAGGCGGGGGACUCUUCAGCUGUUGCCUGCACUACUUUCUAAAGAGAAAAAAACCAAACAUAACCAUCCUUAUCCUGGAGAAGGAGCAAACCCUCGGAGGGUACAUCAAAACAGAAUGGCUAGAAGACCAAGGGAAGAACUUCCUCUGCGAGUUGGGCCCAAACAUUUUUAAAAUAUCUGACGACAGUUACCAGCUGCUCAAGGAAUUAAACCUCCUGUCACACGUAAGGGUCCUCAACAGAAAGCUCCUACGAUAUGUGUAUUCAGGUGGAAAGCUACAUCCCCUUCGCCUCACCAUUUGGGGCUACUUUGCUUUCCCCCUUAUAAGUGUAACCAAUAAAGUGAAGCUUUUAUAUAGGCUCCUAUUCAAGCGGUACAAAAGGUUGAGCACCUACGAUGAGGACAUUAGCGUCGAAGAUUACAUGCGGGAAAAUUUUGACCUGCAACACUAUAACUUUCUGUUGCUGCCUUUGAUAUAUGGGUCGUGUGGGGGCGUGGGCAGCAUCUCGGCCAUCUCCUUUUUUUCGCGCAACCUCAAGCUGUUCGAUAGUAAGAUGAACAGUUUGCGCGUGUGGCAGGAGAGGGCGCGGAGGGGAGUCUACCCAGUUGGCCCAUUUGACCCAGUCAACCGAGCGGACCGAGUGGACUGCCUCAGCGGAGGCAAAGCUGGCGGUGCCGCUCCCCCCCCCGUGGGUCUCCAACACUCCUUUGCGCAAAGAAUGAAUCACACGUAUGACCAGGCCCCCUCCUUCAACAGCGUGCUGUACAGGCAGGACACGCCCAGCGGGGACACCGUGGGGGGAGACUCCGUUGGGGGGGACACCAUCGGGGGGGACACAGCUGGCGGGGACUCCCUCGGCGGGGAGGCGCACAGUGGUCCGGUGAAUAGCGGCCCUACGAAGAGCGGCAGCGAGAGUAGAAGCCCUGAGAGGGGCAUCCCCGAGAGUGGAAUCCCCUCGAAUAGCAGUUUAUCAAAUGAUGAAUGCGCAACUGAACGCCACGCAGGGGUGGACGCCAUGAAGGGCCAGCGCUCCUUCGCGGACACCGCCCCCCCAGUGGAAGGGUGCCUCCACUUCGUAAAGCGAAUCUACGCAAAGUGCAAACGCGCAGUCCUCCAAGUCAUGCCGCUGUUCUACCCCCAGCUAGCCAAAAAAGGCUCAAAAGCAUAUGAACAAAAAAAAAAAAAAAAAAUUUUGGGAAAAACAAUAUCCUUGAAAUAUGGCAUGUACGAAAUAAUUGACAAGCUAAAAAAAAACAUAAAUAAAAAAUACGUGUGGACGAAUGAGGAAGUAGAUUUUGUGGAAAAGCACAACGAAGACACUUGGGUGUGUACCAUCAAGAAAAAACACUCGAACAAAACUGCCUGUAUAUACGGGAGAAAUGUCAUCCUUACGGUCAACUCCAAGACGUGCGCCAAUAUCAUGCGAAAAAUAUUGCCCCCAGAAAUGAAGGACAAUCUUGUAAAUGUGCAAUACACAAACAUUAUUAGCGUUACUGUGUACUACCAUAAGAAGGACAUAACUCUACCCCCAAACUGCUUUGGAUUUUUAUCUGCGGACAAAACGAAUCACAUCCUCGGCUGCUUCUACACGAGCAACAUGUUUAAGGAGAGGUGCAAUGACGACAGUGUUGUUGUGUUGACUCUAUACAUGGGGGGGCAGAACAACCCUAAUGAUGUAUACCUGGAGGAGAAAGAAAUUACCCAAAUUGUGUCCAAAGAGCUGACAAAAAUAUUUCAUGUUCAGAACAAUGCCCAGCCUGUUAUCCUCAAGGUGAAGAAGUGGUUUGACUCUAUCCCCUUCUAUUCGCACAACUACGAACGGCACUUGAAACGCUUCCUAAACGAGCUGCACAACCCGCAGUACCGGAACUUGUUUGUCGAUUCGGGGUGGAUUACCGGGACGUCCAUAUCUGACAGGAUUGCCUCGGCGAGGGACUUGUCGGAGUUUAUGGCGGCCAGCGUGUUAGCGGUGAAGUAGUGAAGCAGUGAAGUAGUGAAGCGGUGAAGCGGUGAAGCGGUGGUGAGGCGAUACGGCAACGCUGCGUUAGCAUGACGGGGGAAACCCGCACAGUGUUCCGUGCUGUGCGGUAUCUGGGCUUGCACCGCGAAUUCUCCCCGGCGCGCUAAGGCGGGGCCACACUCCAUCCACUAUGCGAAGGUCUCAUUAGACGCGCACUACAUAAAUAUGCCAUUUGCACCAACUUGAAGAGAAGAAAAAAAGUGACACAUAAAAGCGUGCGCUUCUGCACAUCCACGUAUUUUUCUCGUAAAUUUUAAGAACGCUUAAUUUAUAAGAAAGAAACGAAACAAACAAAGAAGG
Molecule: messenger RNA, 2481 nt
Organism: Plasmodium vivax (malaria parasite P. vivax)
Lineage: Eukaryota; Apicomplexa; Aconoidasida; Haemosporida; Plasmodiidae
Product: protoporphyrinogen oxidase, putative
Exons: 1
Coding region: 1-2139 (712 amino acids)
Biological process (GO): porphyrin-containing compound biosynthetic process
Molecular function (GO): protoporphyrinogen oxidase activity, oxygen as acceptor
Source: RefSeq, a predicted model, not a curated record